AUUUCUACUUGUGAUUCAUCCCAGCGGAACCCACUUGCAUUUUCAUUCCCUUAUUUAUUUUGUGUUGUAGCCGAGUAAUGGAGAGAAAAAAAUAUUAUGUGGUGACUAACCAAUCGGGAGGAGACACACUACACUCAUGUGAUUUGUGACUGCGUGGCUCACUUUUGACGGUUUUUCUUAUAGAUUUUUAGACAGCAAAUAUAAGGGCCCCCUUAGACAAAAACGAACAGGAGGGAGAAAAAUAGAACACAACAGCAGCAACAAUUUUUAGGCUCUACUUCAUGAUUUCAUUUUUCCUUUAGAUCACUUAUCUAAACAACCCAACUUUUGGAUUACACUUUUCCAUCCACCACCCAAAUCCACCAAAUCUAAUCCAAAACCCAUUCAUUAUUUUCAUCCAAAAAGUUGAAGAUGACCGUUUUGGCAUAAAAUCGAAAACAUUGAAAAAGUUAAAGAUUGAAGGGCUAUUCAUCACCAUCCAUUCAUAAUUUCAUCGUUUGGGUUACUGUACCACUGAUAGUGUGUAUGGCUGCUCUAAUAGAUGGCCUCCCUGAUGCUGUUGCACUUAGAUGUCUGGCCCGGGUGCCGUUCUACCUUCACCCUACCCUGGCUCUAGUUUCCCAUUCAUGGCGAGAUGCGGUUCAGAGCACUGAGCUUUACAAAGUGCGUGAAGAGGUGAAUACAAAGGAAGAUUUCUUAUGUGUAUGUGCAUUUGACCCUGAAAAUAUGUGGCAGCUAUAUGACCCAAACCGGGACAUUUGGUUUACACUCCCUGUGCUUCCUUCAAGGGUUCGUAACCUUGCUCACUUUGGUGUCGUUUCCACAAAUGGAAAGCUGUUUGUUUUGGGUGGCCGCAGUGAUGCUGUUGAUGCAUCAACCGGGGAUCAAGACGGGAGUUUUGCAACAAAUGAGGUUUGGGCUUUUGAUCCGAUUGCCCGGAAAUGGUCCCCACGAGCUUCCAUGAUUGUUCCCCGGGCCAUGUUUGCAUGUUGUGUGAUAGAUGAGAAGAUAGUUGUGGCAGGUGGUAUCACCGUGUGCCGGAAAAUAAUCUCAAAUGCGGAAAUCUACAAUCCUGAAAAGGAUGUUUGGGAGUCAAUUCCCGAUCUCCACCACACCCACAACUCCGGGUGUUCGGGCUUGGUGAUCGGUGGGAAGAUGCAUGUGGUGCAUAAAGGUCUGACCGCAGUUCAUGUUCUGGAUAACGUGAAGCAGGGUUGGACGGUUCAUGAGCAUUCAUGGGCGCCGGGUCCAAUGGCGGUGGUCAAGGGUUCGAUGUAUGUAAUGAGUAAUGGGGUUAUUUAUAAGCAAGAAAAGGAGGUCCAGAGGGUGGUGGUUUCAGCAUCUGAAUUCAAGAAAAGGAUCGGAUUUGCUAUGAUGGGUUUCAAGGAUGAUAUAUAUGUGAUUGGAGGGGUGAUUAGUCCGGAAAGAUGGAAUUGUGAUAUUAAGAAGUUGUCGGAUGUUGAUGUUUUGACAUUGGGGAGUGAGCAGCCGGUGUGGCGCCAAGCAGCUGCAAUGACAAGGUGUCGGGGAACGAUUCUCGGGUGUACUCAGCUGAGAAUCUAGGCAGCAGUCAGUAUUUUUUUAUAUUUUGUUUUUGUUUUGGUAGAUGAAUCUAUAUGGAGUUAUGUCAAAUUAUACUGGAUGCCUUAAGACACAUGAUUUACUCAUUUUGUUCUAAAUGAUUCUGUAAUAUCUGAUACUAUGAUAUAUGGAAUUUAAGGAACAUCAGUUCUACAGUA
Messenger RNA from Erigeron canadensis, 1739 nucleotides. Its product is annotated as F-box/kelch-repeat protein SKIP30-like. The record is from RefSeq and is a predicted model, not a curated record. Bases 526 to 1563 code for a protein of 345 amino acids. Lineage: Eukaryota; Viridiplantae; Streptophyta; Magnoliopsida; Asterales; Asteraceae. The transcript has 2 exons. Gene Ontology annotation, molecular function: protein binding.